UCUUGUAUUGAAUUCAUGAAUCAUUCUGGGGCAGAAAGUGAUCAGAGAGGAGCAGUCGAUGUUACUAAGGACAAGAAUGGAAUUGAUCAGGUUGUGCUUCAUAACCCUCGAGGAGCUUCAGCAAUGGUUAGCUUACAUGGAGGGCAGAUUCUUUCAUGGAGGACCGACCAUAAUGAAGAAUUAUUAUUCACAAGUAGUAAGGCUAUCUUUAAGCCACCAAGGGCAGUGCGAGGGGGAAUUUCAAUUUGUUUCCCGCAGUUUGGAAGCCGUGGAUUGCUGGAAAAACAUGGGUUUGCUAGGAACAAGAUUUGGGCCAUUGAUGAAAAUCCUCCACCACUGCAUCCCAAUGACUCCAAUGGCAAAGCCUAUGUUGACUUGCUGCUCAAACCAUCUGAUGAAGAUCUGAAGAACUGGCCACAUAGUUUCGAGCUUCGUCUUAGAGUCUGUUUGGCAGAGGAUGGGUAUCUAACAAUGAUAUCACGCGUCAGAAACAUCAAUUCCAAGCCUUUCAGUUUCUCCUUUGCCUAUCGUACAUAUUUCUCCAUUGCUGAUGUCAGUGAAGUGAGGGUAGAGGGGUUGGAGACUCUGGACUACCUUGACAACCUAUGUGAGAAAGAGCGCUUUACAGAACAAGGAGAUGCCUUAACAUUUGAAUCUGAGGUGGAUCGAGUUUAUCUUAGUUCUUCGGACGUGAUUGCUGUUUUUGAUCAUGAAAAGAAGCGCACAUUUACCAUACGAAAGGAAGGACUUCCAGAUGCAGGGGUCUGGAAUCCAUGGGAGAAGAAGGCCAAAUCCAUGGCGGAUUUUGGAGAUGAAGAGUACAAAAAGAUGGUUUGCAUUGAUGGAGCAGUAGUGGAGAAACCAAUCACCCUAAAACCAGGUGAAGAAUGGACAGGGCGGUUAGAACUCAGUGUUGUCCCUUCAACUUAAAAGUGACCAUCUUGAUCCCCAUCAGAUUAUUUUCAAGAUGGAAGGAAGGAAGGAAAGGCCAAUAAUAGUGAUGAUAACCAAAAAGACUGCUGAUUUUACUAUAUUUGCAGUACUGUGAAACUGAAUAAGAGCAUAGCCUCCUAACUUGGUUGUAUAUUAUCCUGCAAUGAAGGUGGAGAUUUGUUUUAGUAUUGUUCUCCACUCAUGGCAUAAAAUGUAUUUAUUAUGUUCACCUAGCUACAAAGGUUGUAUGUUUCCUGCAAUGGAGGUGGAGAUUUGUUUUAGUGUUGUUCUCCACUGAUCAUGGCAUAAAAUGUAUUUAUUAUGUUCACCUACAAAUUAAGGUUGUAUGUUUCCUGCAAUGGAGAUGGAGGUUUGUUUUAAUGUUGCUCUCCACUCAUGGCAUCAAAUGUAUUUAUCAUGUUCACCUACAAAGGUUGUAUGAAUACCUCCUGAUUAUAUUGCAAUUAAGAAAUUCUCUCUC
This is a messenger RNA of Alnus glutinosa, 1414 nucleotides long. RefSeq names its product putative glucose-6-phosphate 1-epimerase. The record is from RefSeq and is a predicted model, not a curated record. The transcript is spliced from 8 exons. Lineage: Eukaryota; Viridiplantae; Streptophyta; Magnoliopsida; Fagales; Betulaceae. Gene Ontology annotation, molecular function: isomerase activity; carbohydrate binding. The coding region runs from base 16 to 930 and encodes 304 amino acids. Gene Ontology annotation, biological process: carbohydrate metabolic process.